Ceraceosorus guamensis is the source of this 1327-nucleotide messenger RNA. RefSeq lists its product as hypothetical. The transcript is spliced from 4 exons. NCBI's taxonomy places the organism in Eukaryota, Fungi, Basidiomycota, Exobasidiomycetes, Ceraceosorales, Ceraceosoraceae. The record is from RefSeq and is a predicted model, not a curated record. Bases 260 to 928 code for a protein of 222 amino acids.
CUCUAUCUGGUAGGCCAGCAGUGCAUCGGCGGAGCGAGUGGGGAACGGCGAUUCAGUGGAGAGAGUGCCGGUGCGUAUUCGCCACACGCUGCGUGCGACAGCAAGAAGCGCAGGUUGGGCGAUCGGCGAUCGGCGCGGAGGACAUCAUGGCGAUGAAGCGGCGUUUGCUGGGAGGAUAGAGCGAGUAGUGCUGUAGCUCGAGCGUGGAGCUGUCGUCAGUAUUGCUCUGCCUACCGUCGAUAAACAUGAAUCUUGCAACAUGGAACCGAUAAUCUGCGAAUCAUUCAUGCCGACCUUCGAUUGGGAAAGAGCGGCGAGCCGACCUGAGACUUCAAAUAAUUGCUACAGCGCUCGAUCUACUCGUUGCACGGGGUGGGAACCGCAUCCUUGUUGUCACUGGAAUUUCUCGAUCAUGAAAAGGCUCGGCAAGCGGCCAAACACGAAGAACGCUGCAGUAUUGGAGCUUGCUUACGGAUGCCGAAAGCUCCAGGCUUUGCAAGGCACACAUUCCUGUAAAAGGUCUGCGGUGUCUCAACGCUUCUCCAGAACCACACCCAUCGUUCUAGACAUGCUCAAAGAAGCGCUGGUGGAGAAUAGCUGUUCGCAGACCAUGGCGGCCACUCAAACCAAAGAAGCAUUCCGCGCGAGGGAAGACAACGGUGCUGAAGAGCUUGGUAGGCAGGACGAAAAGGAUGGCGGCGCGCCCGCUGCUCAUUCCGGCCAACAAGAGAACAAGAGAAUGAUGUUGUUGAAGCAGGACCGUUUGAAGGUCACGGUCUCUUGGCCCUGUCGAAAGAGAGCGCGAACAGUAAAAAGAUGCACGCAAACGUCUGCACGACAACAUGAGCGAGAUCAAUACAAUUACAAGAGAAUGCGCAGUGACCCAAUCACCGCUCUACGCUUCGCUCUGACCCUGCCUAUUUGGUGACAGACUGAGCGGAAGGAUUGAUCGCCGUGCACAAGGCGGAGAGGAGCAGGUUGAUAUCCGGUCAAUGAGCUUCAAGACCACCUAUGCACCACCCUGGGCUCAGCGUGGCUCAACCCGGGAACUUACCGUGAUACUCAGUGAUGUGACAGUCAGAAUGAAGUCACCAGAGAUCAGAACAGCCUCGAUACGGCGGCAGCAAGCAUAAGGGCCUAAAGAUUCUGUGCCCUUCGACUUCCUGGUGAGCGCUUGCCGCAGCGUGGUAGCCCCAGGGAGAAUCUGUGGGGAAGCAGUGCACCCGUCGGAGGACCAGCACCUCAAAGGACACUUUCGAAUGAUGUCGUAGAACGAGAAUGCAGCUGAUGACAUCUUGAUGGCGAGCAUGGAGUGAGCUUGUACCAC